This is a messenger RNA of Funneliformis caledonium, 1047 nucleotides long. The record is from the annotation of a GenBank genome assembly. Lineage: Eukaryota; Fungi; Glomeromycota; Glomeromycetes; Glomerales; Glomeraceae.
AUGGCUUCAAAGAAUGAUUCAGAAUCAAUCGAAGUUUCGGAAUCAGAGAAGGCUUCGGAAACAAAGAAACUUUCGGAACUGGAAGUGAACCUUAAAAUAGUUAAAAGACUUUUGAGUGAGAAUUUGUAUACAUAUGAUUCUCUAAUCGAACAACUCAAGGCACAUAAUUUUUUUGUUGUUGGCUUGUGUUUUCUAUGUAUCCUUCUUGGGAUUAUUCUAUUACUUAUAAAGAAAGAUAUUUUGGAUAUUUCAUUUGUUGGGAAUGUUGUUGUGUCUUCCAUUACGCUUAUUCUUACCGGAAGCAGUGUUAUUAUGACCCUAAAAGAUAUUAUUUCGAAAUCUGAAAAUUCAGGAGAGAGAAGGAAUAAUAUUAUUUUUGAGGAUAAUACUUCUAUGUUCGGAGAACAAGACUUGGAAAUGAUACUUGAUAAAAAUAAAAAAUUGAUAAAGAAAAAUAAAAGUCUGAAAAAUGCAAAAGUUCUUCAAUCUGUAUGGGCUUUCUUCGGUUCCGUUAUCCUUCUUAGUAUUGCCGGAUUCGACUUUCUUACUAUUGUUUCAAAGAAACAUAUCCACAUUGCUUUGGAUAUUACUAUGAUAGUUAUUGGUUGUGUCGGUCUUCUUCAUUGUAUUAGUGUUUGUAUUAUUCUUGGUAUUUUUCCUUUUAUGGAAAAGUGGUUGACAUAUUUAUUUCCUUUUCUUUGUGGUAUUGGUCUUACAAGAAAAAAAAUGCCAAAAGGUGUUCUUUUACCAGAUGAAGAACAAGAAAGUUAUAUAUAUAUUAUUAACGGUAUAAAGAAUGAUUCUCCUAUGUUAUAUAAACUUAUCCAGGAAUUAAAUGCUGAUGAUGAAAAGCCUGGAGAUACUGAUUGGACCACCAAUGCUAAUCCAAAGAUCACUAAGGAUGCGCAAGAGAUCACAAAUGCUGAGCAAGGUCUGAUUCGCCUUUACUAUGACCUGGGAGAAGAGCUAUCAAAACAAACCAUUCCUAUCGUGAAACAAUGUGAUCAGCAUCCCGAAAGGUGCAAAACAUUAUCAGAUAUAGCAUAA